AUGACGGACAUAGAACAGCCAUUCACGCGUGUGCCGUAUGAGAACUAUCGCCGCGUAUUUCGGACGUCUCAGAAGCAUUUUGAAAGGGAUUUCGGCGAGCUCAUCAAGCGAACGGCCACUGGGUCACGGUUAGGCGUAGAGGAGAUAGAUUCAAUGAUUUCGAGGGUAGAGGGACUGAAACGAAAGCUCUCAGAUUUGCACACCAUCUCUGGUCAACCAACCCUUGAUGUUAUCCGGGAGCGUCUACAGCAUCUCUCUGACUCAUCAACGUCAACUUCUACCCAGCUCGACCGUUGGCUUGUCGACUGGGCUCUGCGUACGGGAAAGCCUUUAACUGCCCGCUCGAUAGCCCAGUCUCGAGGUAUCGAGACGCUGGUGGAUAUAGAUCUGUUCAUGGACAUGCAUCGCAUCGAAUCUGCUCUCUCAGAACAUAGAUGUACUGAGGCUUUGGCUUGGUGUAGCGAAAACAAAGCAGCGCUAAGGAAAAUGAAGAACACGCUUGAGUUUGAGCUGCGACUGCAAGAGUACAUUGAGAUGUGUAGACGUGGAGAGAAGCAGGAUGCUAUCGUAUACAUGCAGCGGUAUCUGAUAGCAUGGCAGGAUACGCAUCUUCAACCCAUUCAGCAAGCUGCCUGCCUGUUGGCUUUCGGACCGGGGACAAACUGUGGUGUCUACAAGCGACUAUAUGAUAUAUCACGUUGGACGACACUUACUACAUCUUUUCGUUCCAGCGUUUACGCCCUUAAUGCCUUUCCGACAGAACCUAUACUAUAUCUAGCUCUCUACGCUGGUAUUGCUGCUCUUAAGCUUCCUGCAUGCAGCAGUCAUGACACGCGCAACGUUGACUGUCCUGUUUGUGACGUAGGCUGGGGCGGGCGAGAUCGCUCUGGCGACGCCAGAGAAGGCUUAGGGCUUGGAUGCCUUGCAAAAGACGUCCCAAUGAGCCAUCAUGCAAAUUCGGUCAUUGUCUGUCGGAUCAGCGGUAAGAUAAUGGACGAGGACAAUGGUCCGAUGGCUUUUCCAGAUGGGCAUGUAUAUUCUCGGGAGGCUCUGGAAGACAUGGCCGCAAGAAAUAAUGGCAUUGUGACAUGCCCUCGGAGCGGCACGACUUGUGAAUUUACCGCGCUACGGAAAGUGUUUAUCUCAUAA
Molecule: messenger RNA, 1149 nt
Organism: Guyanagaster necrorhizus
Lineage: Eukaryota; Fungi; Basidiomycota; Agaricomycetes; Agaricales; Physalacriaceae
Exons: 5
Coding region: 1-1149 (382 amino acids)
Biological process (GO): proteasome-mediated ubiquitin-dependent protein catabolic process
Cellular component (GO): nucleus; cytoplasm; GID complex
Molecular function (GO): ubiquitin protein ligase activity
Source: RefSeq, a predicted model, not a curated record